Cottoperca gobio is the source of this 3795-nucleotide messenger RNA. It is a transcript of the gene hoxb3a, whose product is annotated as homeobox B3a. The transcript has 4 exons. Lineage: Eukaryota; Metazoa; Chordata; Actinopteri; Perciformes; Bovichtidae. Gene Ontology annotation, biological process: embryonic skeletal system morphogenesis; anterior/posterior pattern specification; regulation of transcription by RNA polymerase II. Gene Ontology annotation, molecular function: DNA-binding transcription factor activity, RNA polymerase II-specific; RNA polymerase II cis-regulatory region sequence-specific DNA binding. Bases 301 to 1749 code for a protein of 482 amino acids. Gene Ontology annotation, cellular component: nucleus. The record is from RefSeq and is a predicted model, not a curated record.
UUUUCUUCCUCAUUGGAAAGAAGAAAAUCCCUCCAGAGAAACUCCAACAAAGCAGUGAGAGAGCCCUCCCGGUGCAGAAGAAGAUGGCCCAGAGGUCUCUGAAAGUGGAGGCAUCCAAGGAUAUUUCUGGAAUCCGUUUCCUGCCUUCAAAACAUCAGAAAAUAAAAGGAAAUCUUUCGGUCAGAUUGCAGGAGACCGUUGGAGAGACACCGUCACGUGACCCCCGGUACCAAAUGGUCUUCCGGCAGUGGCUCUCAACAAGGACCGGAGCACAAGAAGACGCCGCCACUUCUCUCAGAAAUGCAGAAGACAACAUACUACGACAACUCCUCUGCGCUUUUCGGUGGCUACUCAUCCUACCAGGUGCAGGGGGCGGCAGCGGCGGCAGCAGCAGCCGCCAACGGCUUUGGGGGCUACGAUGCACCGGUCCCAGUGUCCCACCACCAGCCGGCCUUCCAGUCAGCAACCCAUCUGGAUGUGGAUUCCUACCAGCGCUCGGCCUGCUCUUUGCAGUCACUGGGCAGCAACAGUGGCCACCAGCAGCAGCUAGCCAAGACCAAGGAGCUGAAUGGCAGCUGCAUGCGGCCCAGUCUGCCGCCUGAGCACCACCCCGGCUCCCAGGUGUCCCCUCCACUGCCCCCCAACCCCAUCAACGGUAAUACUGGGGCUCAGCAGCCGGGGGGCAGUGCUGGGGCCUCCUCACUCUCUAAAUCAGGCCCCAAUAAGUCGUCUAAUUCUUCCUCGUCCACAUCAUCUUCCACAUCGUCCUCUUCCUCUUCACUUCCCCCCAACCCGACUAUGGCCAAGCAGAUCUUUCCCUGGAUGAAAGAGUGUCGACAGGCGACCAAGCAGAAAAACAGUUCACCCAGCAACAACUCUGGCAAUGUAUCAGGAGGAGCUGAGAGUGGCAGCAGCGGGGAGAAGAGUCCUACUGGUGGGUCGUCAGCAUCAUCUAAGCGGGCUCGUACGGCUUACACUAGUGCCCAGCUGGUGGAGCUGGAGAAGGAGUUCCACUUCAACAGGUACCUGUGCCGGCCGCGGCGCGUGGAGAUGGCCAAUCUGCUCAACUUGUCCGAACGCCAGAUCAAGAUCUGGUUCCAGAACCGACGCAUGAAAUACAAAAAGGACCAGAAGUCCAAGGGCCUGAGCUCCAGCUCUGGAGGGCCCUCACCAACUGGCUCCCCACCUCUGACCAUGCAGUCCUCAGCCAGCUUUCUCAACUCAAUGCACCCCAUGGUAGGGGGAGGCGGGGCAGGCUACGACGUCCCAUCUCCGCCAUCCUUCGGCAAGCCCCACCAGGGAGUGUCUUACUCCAUGUCCACUGCCUACUCCAAUGUCCCCAUGAAGGGCUGCCCCCCCCAGCAGAAGUAUGGCGCACCAGACCCGGACUACGGCGACCCCCAUCCUCACCACGGCCUAGUACAGGCCAACAACGCUGGCUACGGGACUCCCACUAACAUGCAGGCCAGUCCAGUGUACGUGGGGGGUGGCAGCUAUGUGGAACCCAUGCCUGGCUCGGGGCCCUCCAUGUACGGGCUAAACCACCUCGGCCCCACGCCACCGCACCACCAAAACAUGGACUACAAUGGUGCAGGGCCCAUGUCAGCCGCCAACCAGCACCACGUGAGCGGAGGGGGCCCCCCAGGUCCCUGUGACCCGCCCACACACCCGACGUACACCGAGCUGUCGGCGCACCACACCUCGACUCAGGGCAGAAUCCAGGAAGCACCCAAGCUCACUCACCUGUAGCAGGUUUGGAACAAAAUUACAACGUAGGAAAUAGUGAAGACAACACAGAACACGACGUGACUCACUAACAGACUAACUAACAUGUGGGGACUCUACUGCUGCAGCGGGACAGCAGGAGAGACAAAAGAAGACAGACAGGAGCCAUCCAGUGGUUUGUCCUGUGCUCUGCAGCCACAGAGAGCCCUCCCUGUUUCCACUGCCUCCUCAGAUUUAGAGCUAGAGCUUUCACUGUUACCUUAAAAAUGUAGUUAAUUGAACUGCAAAAAUACAAAGGUUGUGCCUGUUAUCAAGUAGCAUCGAUGAACACAAACCAUUCAUGUUUCCAAAAGAGUCACUGAAAGACGCAUUUCUGCAGUGUAGAAGUACUGAAAUCAAUGGUAGCUGCCACAACACUUCCAUGGAUUUUUAAAACUGGGACCAAACUUAGUCUCUGCUCCUGAAACAUCUUCAUACAGGAAAUGAGGAAGCCACAUUUUUAAAGCAUUUAACAGAGCAUUAUCAGUUUUUUAACUUCCAUGAAAAUGAAACGGUUAAUUUAACUUACACGUUCAAAGCAGCUUAAUGUUUUAGGGUACAUUAUUAUUAUAUAUUUAUAUAUUUUUAGGACUCUAGGUUUCUUUUCCCAUGUUUACAUAUUUAACAUAAACCUUUUUAGAGCAAUUUACACUCUACCCUAAGUGUUCCCGGGCAGUGAGGCAUAUUUUAGGCGUGGGAGAAGAAGUGUAGAGUCAAUUGUCUCCCACGUCCCCUGGGGACAAUAAAUGUCAGUAAGCUCAUCUUGUGUCACUGGUGCAGAGACAUAUCGGCAGCUGUAUGGCAUAAGAGGAUCUAUGGUGAGCACUAUUGUUUAGUCAGUAUUACACUGAUAAUCUACUGCACAGUCCAUCAGAAAACACUGUGCACUGUAAUCAAACAAAGCAGAUGUCAGUUCAAAAAAUAAAUCAAAAUUCUCAACAACCCCCCAAAAAAUCCAAUAUGAAAGAAACAUAAUUUGGUAAAAUGUGUAAUAUUUAACUUACUCAGCAAAAUAAUUGCAAAACAAUUUUUGUGUAGGUGUAGCAAAUUUCAGCAGUAGCUCAGCUGGCAUGUUGUCAGAGCAAGUAUGUGGUUUAAAGUUGUAUUUUGGUUAUAAAAUCUUCUCCUUAACACACACAUAUACAAACAGCUCUCCCGCCUACUAAAUGAAAUAGUUGAUAUUUUAAUGGGCAGUUAACGAGGUGGUUAGAUUUAUGACGCUGAGCUCUCUCCCCCUCGAGGCAACACAUGUUGUUGUCAGCCGAGCUGAGCUAUAUGGAGGACUCUGCCUCUCCAUCAGCCUGAGAGGGAGAACAGAAAUAUAUGGCUGGAGCUGGCAGCACUCGUCUUCCUCUGUUCCCCUCCAUCCACAAAGCACAUAAAACCACUGGAUGGCCUUCCCUUCACUGUCUCUUUCUGCCUCCUGCCUCUCUGUCAGUCCAGACUGAAUCACUACUAACACACCGUCUCCUGUCUGUGGCAGCAGCACAUGGCUUCUGAAGGAGGCAACAUUUCCCACAAUCCGCCACAGACCACCCCCCCCCCCCCCCACACACACACAUCCAUCACCACACAUGCACCCACCAUCAAUCUAACAGGGUUUAAGAAGCUAUAUGAGCUCAAAGGCUAGAAGAGCUCCCAUAGACACACAUCUGUGCUAAGCUACUUUAGUUUAUCACACAUCCACACACACACACACACACACACACACACACACACACACACACACACACACACACACACACACACACACACACACACACACACACACACACACACACACACAGAUCAAUGCUGAGCUUGCUUCCUUUCGUUGACACACAUCCACAGCCAGGUUAUGCCAGCUGUUGACAUCUUUAAACAAACACAUGAGAGGACAUGGAAGAGACAUUUUUAAUGUUCUUAUUUUAGCACAUCAUCGACACAGGGUAAAUAAUUAGAGUGGAGAACACUAUUUAUUUAUAUUUGGCGAAGGCAUUGCCCUCCCCUCUCUCUCUCUCUCUCUCUCUCUCUCUCUCUCCUCUCGCUUCU